AAAUAUUUGUGGUUUUCACCGGAUACUUUCCUUUAGCCUUUUAGCGGGAGACCGCACCAUCGAUGGCGGCGGCUGCGGCUGCGGCGGCGGCUGGUGGCGGCGCGCGGCGCGCCCUAGCGGCACUGCGCUCGGGUUCCCCGUCGACCUUCUCCGCGACGCUCUCCCGCCAGGCGGCGUCUCGGUCUCCGGAGCUGGCCGCCGCGUCUCUCCCCCGCGCCUCUCGCCGUCGCCUCGCGAUCUCGAGGGUGCCGGUUGCGGCGCUCGGCUGCGUGCAGGGUUCGCUGAUGCCGAUGCACAGCGCCACGGCGUCGGCGCUGCUCACCUCCAUGCUCGGGCUUAAGCCUGGCUCUUGGGGCUGGCUCUCCGAAGGAUUUGCUACGCCUCUAUAACAAGAAGGUGCUACAAUCACAGGAGACUGUUUUUUAGCCUUUCUGCUACAAGAUUCCAAUAACCUAGCUGCAUGCCUUUUGGAAUUCACCCUUUGGACUUCUGCUGAUGUGAUCUAAACUAAAAUUCGCUGCCUAAAACUUAUGGUCCAUGAGCUAGCUAUCCCAUUUUCCAUUAUAUCAAGUUAUCAACUGAAUUAUCUAUUUUUCUUGUUUUGAGUGGCACGGAUUAUAGUGUGACAUCCUGACAUCAAUCAGAAGUGCAAAGUUGUCUUGCAGCAUGACCAUACAAGUUCUGCAUCUCUCGCUUGAAUCUGUAAGCUUCCUUACUGCUUCGUGGUGAGAAUGAUAUUUACCUGUCCGUACGCAAAA
Panicum virgatum (switchgrass) is the source of this 758-nucleotide messenger RNA. RefSeq names its product protein NUCLEAR FUSION DEFECTIVE 6, mitochondrial-like. The record is from RefSeq and is a predicted model, not a curated record. The transcript is spliced from 3 exons. Lineage: Eukaryota; Viridiplantae; Streptophyta; Magnoliopsida; Poales; Poaceae. Gene Ontology annotation, cellular component: mitochondrion. The coding region runs from base 63 to 389 and encodes 108 amino acids.